Messenger RNA from Monodelphis domestica (gray short-tailed opossum), 5689 nucleotides. RefSeq names its product sodium voltage-gated channel alpha subunit 11 (gene SCN11A). The record is from RefSeq and is a predicted model, not a curated record. Gene Ontology annotation, molecular function: voltage-gated sodium channel activity. Gene Ontology annotation, cellular component: voltage-gated sodium channel complex; plasma membrane. Gene Ontology annotation, biological process: neuronal action potential; sodium ion transmembrane transport; membrane depolarization during action potential. NCBI's taxonomy places the organism in Eukaryota, Metazoa, Chordata, Mammalia, Didelphimorphia, Didelphidae.
UCCUUAAUUGUGUCUUUCACAUUAUUCAGUAUGUUCAUCAUAUGCACUGUUAUUGUCAACUGUGUGUUCAUGGCUUUUCUAAAAGAUGCGAAACUAAAUGAAUACCUUGAGUAUGUUUUUACUGCCAUCUACGUUUUUGAAGCAUUGAUUAAAAUAUUAGCAAGAGGACUUGUUCUGGAUGAGUUCACUUACCUUCGAGAUCCAUGGAACUGGUUGGAUUCCACUGUGAUCAUGCUGGCAUUCCUAUCAUGCAAGAUAGAAAAACUAGACAGCGUGUCAGCCCUUCGCACCUUCCGAGUUCUCAGAGCUUUAAAAGCCAUCUCCAUCAUUUCAGGUUUGAAAGUCAUUGUUGGGGCCCUUCUGCGCUCAGUGAAGAAACUGGUGGAUGUGAUGAUUCUGACCAUCUUUUGUUUGAGCAUUUUUGCUCUGGUGGCUCAGCAGCUCUUCAUGGGAAGUCUCAGGUACAGAUGUAUCAUGAAGACCUGUUUGAACCACGAAUAUGACUUGAAGCAACCUGACAACUGUACAUUUAAACAGGAUGAUGAUGACUUUAUAGAACGCUGCUCUGAAAAGAAAAGUGAAGGCUCAUCUGAAGCAAGAUUAUGUGGCACCUGGAUGGGUAACAGAUCAUGCUGCCCUGACUUUGUGUGCUGUAAAACGAAGCUCAGCCCUGAUUACGGUUUUACAAACUUUGACCAUUUUGGUUGGGCUUUUCUUAGCAUGUUCCGAGUGAUGACUCAGGAUUCCUGGGAACGCCUUUAUCAGCAGACUCUCCGAGUUGCCGGGCCAUUUGCUGUGGUCUUUUUUGUGGUCAUCAUCUUCCUGGGCUCCUUUUACCUGAUUAACCUGACCUUGGCUGUUGUCACCAUGUCAUAUGAAGAGCAGAAUAAAAAUGUGGCGGCUGAGACGGAAGCCAAAGAGAAAAUGUUCAAGGAAGCCUUGCAGCUACUGAAGCAAGAGCAGGAGACUCUAGUUGCUAUGGGAAUUGAUAGGAGCUCACUUAAUUCCCUUGAAACGUCAUCCAUUUCUUGCCAAAAGAGAAGCCUGUUCGGCAACAAGAGGAGGAAAUCUUUCCUUGUGGCAAAUUCUGGGCAAGUUCCAGGGCCACCAUCUGAUUCUGAUGAAAGUGUCCAAACAAAGCAGCAGAUCCUGAGCCAAACCAAGCGUCUAUCACAGAACUUGUCCCUGGAUUAUUGGGAUGAGCACGGUGACACCUUUCAAAGGCAGCGAGCCCUGAGUGCCGUCAGCAUUGUCACCAUCACCAUGCAGGAGUAUGAGAAAUCACAACAGAAAUGCCUUCCUUGCCAGAAUAACUUUGCCUCCAAAUAUCUCAUUUGGGAGUCCUCCCCUCGGUGGCUACGCAUUAAAAGAGUGGUGGAACUUGUGAUUAUGGAUCCCUUUGCUGACCUGGCCAUCACCAUUUGCAUCAUCCUCAACACUAUAUUCAUGUCAAUGGAGCACUAUGGACAGGGAAAAGACUUUGAUAAAAUGCUCUGUAUAGGAAAUUAUGUUUUUACUGGAAUUUUUAUAGCAGAAAUGUGCCUCAAAAUCAUUGCCCUGGACCCAUACUACUAUUUUCUGCGACCCUGGAACAUUUUUGACAGCAUCAUUGUCAUUCUAAGUAUUGUGGAAAUAAUAAUUUCUGAUGUUCUUAAAUCAAAUCUGUCAAUAUUGCGUUCCUUAAGGCUGCUGAGAGUUUUCAAGUUAGCCAAAUCCUGGCCAACGCUAAAUACUCUCAUUAAGAUCAUCGGUCAUUCAGUCGGUGCCCUGGGUAACCUCACGCUGGUCCUGGCCAUCAUCGUCUUCAUCUUCUCAGUUGUUGGCGUGCAGCUUUUUGGGAAUUCCUUCAAUGGAACACUCCCACAGAAUGGUUCUUCCCAAGUUCCAAAGUGUCGGCGUUGGCACAUGGGAGACUUCUUCCACUCCUUCUUGGUUGUAUUCCGGAUUCUCUGUGGUGAAUGGAUUGACAACAUGUGGGAGUGUAUGCAGAACUCUUCCCAUGUGCUGUGCAUUCUAGUCUUCUUGCUGAUCUUGGUGAUUGGGAACUUGGUGGUACUCAAUCUCUUCAUUGCCCUCUUGCUCAACUCUUUCAGUUCUGAGGAAAAAGAAGGGAAUGGGCCUGGAGAGAUGAGGAAGACCAAGCUGCAGCUUGCUUUUGAUCGCUUUCGCCGGGCAUUUUAUUAUGUGAAACAUGCCAUUGGUCACUUUUGUAGCCGUUCUUUCAGGAAGCAAAGGUCUAGAAAGCUAAAAGAUGUGUCCAAGAAAUGUAAAGUUCAGGAUAAAGACAUCAUUCCACUGGAAUCAGGAAUAAACCAAGAGCAAAGAAACCAGGAAAAAAUUUGUUCUCAGGACCAGGACAGUUCCUUUGGGUUCACAGGCUUGGGCUCUUUACAGGAGAAUUUGAACACCUGGUAUGCUCCAUUUAUUAAAGCUCCCCUUGCUGAAGAAGAAGAAGAUCAGGAGUUUAUGGUUGAAGAUGAGCUUCAGAAUGUCAUGGAAACAGAAUUUUAUAAACAGGCAGAAAAAGAAUGUGUCAGUCCUGGAGCCACGAGUGGAGACAUUGAUGUAUUUUUUGAAGAUGGCCCUGAAUUGGCAGCACCAAAAUUAAGAGAGAGCUUUGAUGUCACCAGCUACCUCUCAGAUUGCAGCACCAUUGAUCUAAAGGAUCUAGUUUUGUUGGUUCCUGAAAUGCUACCACCAAAGGGGCCUGAGAGAUGUUUGCCCAAAGGCUGUAAUAAAUGCUUUCCAUGCUUUGCACUGAAUGUAAGAAAGUCUCCUGGAAUCAUUUGGCUGAGACUAAGGAUAACCUGCUACAGAAUUGUCAAGCAUGACUGGUUUGAGAGUUUCAUUAUCUUCAUGAUUCUUCUGAGCAGUGGAGCACUGAUAUUUGAAGAUUGUUCCCUUCAAUCAAAACCCAAAAUUAAGGAGUUGCUGAAUUUUACAGACAGGGUUUUUACCUAUAUUUUCACCCUAGAAAUGUUCUUAAAAUGGGUGGCAUUUGGAUUUAGGAAAUAUUUCACCAAUGCAUGGUGCUGUCUCGACUUCCUCAUUGUAAAUGUAUCUAUUAUAAGCCUUAUUGAUGAUAGCCCAGGCUCACCCAAAUCUUUUAAUGUUAAAUCCUUUCGAACCCUGAGAGCUCUGAGGCCAUUGCGAGCCCUGUCCCAGUUUGAGGGCAUGAAGGUCGUUGUCAAUGCCCUUAUUGGGGCCAUCCCUGCCAUCAUGAAUGUCCUGCUUGUCUGCCUCAUUUUCUGGCUCAUCUUCUGCAUGUUAGGGGUGAACCUUUUCUCUGGGAAAUUCAGAAAGUGCAUCAACCAAACGAAAAAUGAUGAACUUGUAAACCAUACGACCAUUAGUAACAUGUCAAUGUGCAACAGCACUGAAAACCCUCAUGUUUGCUGGAUUAACACUAAAGUCAACUUUGAUCAUGUUGGAAUUGGUUACUUGGCCCUCCUGCAGGUGGCAACAUUUAAAGGUUGGAUGGAAAUUAUGUAUGCAGCUGUAGAUUCAAGAAAGGUAGGCGAGCAGCCCUACUUUGAGGCAAAUCUCUAUGCAUAUCUCUACUUUGUUGUUUUCAUCAUUUUUGGCUCAUUCUUCACGCUGAAUCUUUUCAUCGGUGUAAUCAUUGACAACUUUAAUCAACAGCAAAAAAAGAUAAGUGGCCAAGAUAUCUUCAUGACAGAAGAACAGAAAAAAUACUAUAAUGCAAUGAAAAAGCUGGGAUCAAAGAAGCCCCAAAAGCCAAUCCCAAGGCCCUUGAAUAAGUGCCAAGCUUUUGUGUUUGAUGUAGUUACCAACCAGGCCUUUGAUAUUUUCAUCAUAACCCUCAUUUGCCUUAAUAUGGUUACCAUGAUGGCAGAAACUGACUCCCCUGAAGGACCAAACAAACAAAAGGAAAAUCUUCUAGAGUACCUCAACCGAGCCUUUGUUGUCAUCUUCACAGUCGAGUGCCUCUUGAAAAUCUUUGCUCUGCGGCAAUUCUACUUCGCUAAUGGCUGGAACUUAUUUGAUUGUGUGGUCGUGGUGCUCUCCAUUGUUAGCAGUAUGGUGGCUCUCCUGGAAAAGAAUAAAGCAAUUCCAUUCCCUCCCGUGCUCUUCAGAGUCAUCCGCUUGGCUCGGAUCGGCCGAAUCCUCAGGCUUGUGCGAGCAGCUAAAGGCAUCAGGACCCUCCUUUUUGCACUGAUGAUGUCCCUUCCUUCUCUAUUCAACAUUGGGCUUCUUCUCUUUCUGGUCAUGUUUAUCUACGCCAUUAUCGGGAUGACCAAUUUCGCCCACGUGAAAUAUGAUGCGGGGAUUGAUGACAUGUUCAACUUUCAAACCUUUGGUAGCAGCAUGCUGUGUCUCUUCCAGAUCACUACAUCAGCAGGCUGGGAUGCCCUCCUAAGUCCUAUGCUGAGUUCAAAAUCUGCAUCUUGUAGAUCCGACGAUUCACCUUGUAUUCCAGGAAGCUCGUCUUGUAAUGCAGAAAGUUCAUCUUGCAAACUAGAAAAUUCACCUUGUAAUCCGGAAAGCUCACCUUGCGUCAGAAAUGGCAUUAAACCUGGUGGCGACUGUGUGAGCUCGGUCAUGGCGAUUGCGUUCUUUGUCAGUUACAUCAUCAUCUCCUUCCUAAUUGUCGUAAACAUGUACAUCGCCGUGAUUUUAGAAAACUUCAACACGGCCACUGAGGAGAGUGAGGAUCCCUUGAGUGAGGACGACUUUGACAUAUUCUAUGAAACUUGGGAAAAAUUUGAUCCGGAAGCAACCCAAUUCAUUGAAUAUUCAGUACUCUCAGACUUUGCUGAUGCCCUGCCGGAUCCUUUGCGUGUGCCCAAGCCAAACCGAAAUCAACUUCUGAUGAUGGACCUGCCCAUGGUCAGUGGCAAUCGCCUCCAUUGCAUGGAUAUACUGUUUGCGUUUACCACAAGGGUCCUGGGUGACUCGGAGGGAAUAGAUUGCCUUAAAAGCCAGAUGGAAGAGAAAUUCAUGGAGGCCAACCCGAACAAGAAGUUAUACGAGCCCAUCAUGACCACCACAAAACGUGUAGAAGAAGAGCGCUGUGCUGCUGUCAUCCAGAAGGCCUAUCGACAUUAUUUGAAGAAGAAUUCCGCCAGGAAAGCGGUCACUUCCUCACCGCAUCAGAUGGUCUGUAAUGGAGCCAUUGAUACCUUAGAAGUGCCUGAUGGGAAAGUACACUUUGACUGAUGUUGAUGGCGGUCAAACAACAGACCGUCACAAGCUAUAGCCUUGCCAUUUUGCCUUCACACUAUAUGAAGGCAUAAGGUGGAAUCCACUGCCUAUUGAACAUCCAAUUGGUAGCUGAAUGCUCAGUUGUUUUAUCUUGUCAAGCAUAAGUAAUUGUUCAUUUAAAUAUACAAGGGAAGACUUUAAGUGUGACUUCAGGAAUCCAGUUGUAGAAUGUUCCGCAGCCGUGUUUCUAUUCCUUUAAAAAUCAGGUACUGGAUUGAUGCCUAAAAGGAAAUCUGUAAAGGACGGGGGCGGGCACGGGGAUGUCUGGAUUAUUCUCCGAAGGUUGUACGGAUGGCACCCUGAUGCUGCCCCUGCUCCUAGGAAUCAUCGUAUCUAAGGACCUCGCAUGCUAGCCUGGUGCAUUACCCACUGCAGAUGCUUUUGGUUGGCAUAAACGGAAUGUCUGUGUCAUCUCCAAAAGUGUUCCUUUGCUGCCUUUGUCAUGAAUGCUUGAAAAAAUAAA